This is a messenger RNA of Hydractinia symbiolongicarpus, 3309 nucleotides long. RefSeq lists its product as uncharacterized. NCBI's taxonomy places the organism in Eukaryota, Metazoa, Cnidaria, Hydrozoa, Anthoathecata, Hydractiniidae. The record is from RefSeq and is a predicted model, not a curated record. Gene Ontology annotation, cellular component: membrane. Gene Ontology annotation, biological process: proton transmembrane transport. The transcript has 2 exons. The coding region runs from base 76 to 1860 and encodes 594 amino acids. Gene Ontology annotation, molecular function: proton channel activity.
AUUAUCUUUAGCAGUGUCUUAGUGUUAUUUCAUUUUUUGAAGUAAACAUAGUACAAACUUGUAUUUGGUAGACUGAUGAUGGCUAAAACGCGGGGAAAAGAGGUAGAUGAGCAUCUUCAGUACACAGAAGAUUCUGAAGAAAAUCGUGACGUGGAAAAACAUCCUGAACACGUGGAAGAAAAUCCUAAACAGGCGAAAGAACAUUCUGAACAGGUGGGAGGAAAUAAUCGACAUGCUGGCGAAAGUACAAACUGUUCCAGCUGUUCCAGUGCUAUUGCUUUUAUACUAGUCGCAUUUCUGGUCAGUGUGUCUUUCUUGUGUUUAUGUUUGCAACACACAAGAAAAAAACAAUGGAGUUUCGUCAUUAUAUACUAUCCAUUAAUUGUCUACAUGGGUGUGUCUCUAAUCGGCAUUACUGCUUGCCACAUGAGUAAAAGCACAUUUAUAGAUGAAGGUGAUAACUGCAGAAGACCACACGCGCAGCAGACGUUGAAAUAUUUAGUAUAUCUCGGCUACUUGUUUGCUGCGGGCAACUUUCUCAUUGACUUGUUUGGUUACGCAAUGGCUUUGUUUUGUUCUAAUAAUCAAUAUUUAUUUGAGUACUGCACAUUAUCACUUUAUCAUCUUGUUCGUCUACUGUUUGUGGCAGGGCAGCUGGUUUUCUUACAGACAUUUAUCACUGAUCGUAUCAUAGCUAAUUUUAACAAGAUGCGUUUCUUAAUCGCUUUUCUGAUUGCUACAAAUAUAACAGCCUGGAUGACUAUCUUCUUUCAAUUUGGUAUUCUACAAGGUGGAUUUGAUGGGCAGUCCAACAUCAAGGAAUACACAGAACUACAUUGCAAAAGUAACAUAUUUCAAAUUGCUAGUGAAGUUGAGAAAUAUUCCGACCCGUUCAUAUUAGAGUAUAGCCUUCUGGCAAUAACAUUGCUUCUCAACAUUUACCCGCGCCAAACAGUAGAACAAAUUAAGCGUGAAUACGAACCCUGGGUAAUUAUGUGCGAAGACAAAAGAAAAUCAAAGAUGUUUUUUAAAAAACACGAAGAAUAUUCAAGUACCCCGGGUUUACUUGCAGGUAUGUUGAUCGGUCUUCCAGUUGUUGCUGCAUAUAUUUUUACUACAGAGAAGGGUCCGCAUUACGUUUAUGACGUAAUGUAUAAUUACACAAUACAAGGUAUCAAUCACGUCAUCGUUAUUGUUAUAUCGAUCUUGGCGUGGAAAGAGUGCUUGAAAUACCACAAACCAGAUCCUGAUUCACACAUAAACAAAGCAGAUUAUAAAGUGUUACUUGGAACAGCUCUUUUGGGGUUCGGUAUUUACCACUUACUCAUCAUAUAUUCCGCAGUUUAUUUCUUUGCAAAAAGUUCAAACUUAGAUGAUAAAGAAUACAAUGAGGAAAGUAAAGUCACUGAUGCUUUUAUGUUAAUUCACAGUCUCAUAAAUCUUAUCUCUCCAUUUCUACAGACGUUUAUGAUUUUCAAAUUGCACGGAUAUAAAAAAGAAAGGUGUUCUGAUCAUGCAAAGGAAAUUCCAGGAUGUAAAUGCUCGCCAGAAAGUAGGUAUUCAGCUGCACUUCUUAGACAGUACCUUCUAGCACUUGUUAUGAUCAAUACCAUGUUUUGGAUGUCAGGAUCGUUUAUAGAUAUGAAGGCAUCCCCUGGGGCCAGUUAUUUGAUUACGUACAAGGUGGUUGAUAAAGAAACACAUUCUAUGUUAUGGUUCCUGGUAAUUACUUUCUCGAGUCCUGUAUCGACUUUUUAUCGUAUACAUGCAGCCGCCAUGUUGUUUAACAUCUGGUCGAAAUUUAACGAAUUUCCUGAGUUUAUACAAGUAGAACAGGACGUUCCCCUACUGCACGUGUAAUAAUUGUACGCACUGUGCAAAAGCUUUAUGUCUAAACAAUAACUAUCCUAUCAAAAAAAAAAGUUAAGUUAGCCAGGGGAAAAAUUCAUUUAAGGAAAAAUUGGUUCAUCAAUACUUAAAAUUAGUCUCUUUUUCCCAGACUAAAUCUGGAAAUACAUCUUUCAUAGUAGCUAGGAGACCCAGCAUAAUGUUUCUUAACACUAGGAAAUCUAAAUUGGGAAAAAUUAUGCAGGGACUCAAACGAUUUUUUUGCGGUCAAAAUAUUGUCUGCGCUUUUUGAUUGGUUAAUUCUAUUGUUCUUUGCUCACGUGGCCUCACUCACCUGAACAAAUAUAAUUAAUUUUUGAAUUAUUUAAGAGGGUAAGACGUGACCACGCCGACUUAGAUUUGAUUGGAUGAUUGUAAUUCAGGUUUUGCUUUAAGGUGGAUUUGAAUUUUAGGAAUUUGCUCUGACAUUCGUUUCCGUCUAAGCUUUCGUUUAAAGAAACUGAAUUUGAUAUUCUUUUAGAAAGCUAAGUUAACUAGACCACACUCACAGCAAUGUUUCAAAACUUUUUAUUUUAAAUUCCAAACAGAAACACGGGAAUUAUCGGUAAUUUUAACGACACUAUUUCUACAACAAUCUUCUAUAUAUUGUACAAUUGUUACUAUUUCACUAAAAUAUAUCAGCUCUGCUUUGUCUAAAAGGAAUUGUAAUUUUGACGGUGGAAAAUUUAUCCAAUCAGAAAGCAAAGCAUACAAUAAAAUUAAAUAGUUUCAGUAAAUAUUUCAUAUCGUGCAUGUUCAUGUAUCGUGCAUGUAUUUAAUGUUGACUCAACAGGAUUUUCAAGCUGGAAUGAUAUUGUGACUAACUUGUUUGUACCGUGGCCGAUAAGUGCAUAAAAAAAUCUUUGUUGCAUAAAUUUAAAAAAUGCGUAAAAAUAAUGUUAAAUGUGUGCAAAAAUAAUGUUAAUUGUGUAAAAAUAAUGUUAAAUGUGUAAAAAUAAUGUUAUAUACGCAAAAAUAAUGUUAAAUGUGUAAAAAUAAUGUUAUAUGCAUAAAAAUAAUGUUAAAUGCAUAAAAAUAACAGUAUAAUGUUACAUGCGUAAAAAUAAUGCUUGGCAACCACUUCUUAAGCUGCUGGACGUACUGCAACCUCGUCCCCAGGACUUGACUAUUUUUUUAAUAAUGAAUCAAGACCCGUACAAAGACAAGAAUUCAAAACUUUUCUAGCGAAAAGACGCUGAUACACAUGCUCCUUGUUUUAAUUUUUUUUUAAACGUGUACAGAACAUUGACAAAAGUUGAUAGACCAAUAAGAACUGGGUGCAAUGGUCUAUGGCUUGGUUUCGAAACAAGAGUAACGCGUUUGAAACGAAGAUAAUGCUAUCUUUAGAUAACACGAGUUAUCUUAAGUUAGCAAAAAUCGUCAACUUGUAUUAAUAACAGCUCCAAUCUCAAGAUAACUACA